Messenger RNA from Aspergillus calidoustus, 651 nucleotides. NCBI's taxonomy places the organism in Eukaryota, Fungi, Ascomycota, Eurotiomycetes, Eurotiales, Aspergillaceae. The record is from the annotation of a GenBank genome assembly.
AUGAGAUCCGACUUCUUAGACGGGCGGACCCUCGACAGGCUGAUCGGAAUCACGCGUCAAAUCAAUGGAAUCCGCUACACCAUCGACGCGCUUAUCUCCGAGCGUCAUCAACCUUGGUUCAAUGAGCGCUGGGUGGUUUUUGAGGCCGCCUCGCAGCAAAAUAACAAUCGGCUAAUCGUUAAGAUGCGUUUUCAGUGCAACCCAUGCCUCGUCGAGUCCGCCGUCUAUCGCACCGCAGCCGUGACAUGGGGAAUGGGUUCCUUUGAUGCUGAAUGUCUCGCCCUCCGUGAAUGCGAGGGCUCUGAUGCGACUCCAAAGCUCCUCGCCCAGGCACGCCUCGUACACGAUCACUAUGAUAUUUACCCAGGUGGCUAUGUCAGCGUUAUUGUCAUGUCCAAGGUUGCCGGGCAAAGGAUUGUUGAAUUCUUGCGCGACCUGACUGAUGACGAAAAACAGACAAUUCGCGCGGACUUGAUUCAAAUCCUCGAGUAUAUGAGGCUCAAAAACUGGAAUUUCGCCGAGCCGCAACCGGACCAGAUCUUUACGACAGGGCCACUCGCAAAACCUCUCUGGUUGGCCUAUCAAGUUCUGGACGAAACUCCGAAGAAUCCGACCCCAGGACACCCAUCAAGGCUGACUCGAUCGACGUGA